AUGAUAAAAUCGUUCCGUUUUGCUGCCCUUCCGGCGCGUUUCCACAGUUCUACGUCUUCUUCUUCAAAUUCUUCACUAAUUUCUGGUUCAAUAGACCAGAAAGAGGUUUUUUGAACAUUCAAGGGGAAAAAUCCGAAAAAAAAAACGGUAUGAAAAAAAGUCCAUUUUCAGGUAAAAUUUAAGGUUUUUCAGUGCUUUUUUCAUUAUUUCUUGUUGGGGGAUUCCAUUUCAAAAAAAUUAGAAAUAUAGCUUUUUCUAAUUUAGAAAGAACGAAGAUUAGAAAGUGUAGAACAGUUGUCAUUAAAAAAAGACGAAAGGGUAGUUAAUCUUGAAAAAAUGGAAACAUAGGCAAAAUCGUAAAGGGUGGAAAAAAGGCUUCAUAGAAAUGGUCCUUUUUGGGUGGCAAAUGUUCCUUUUUGCGUAAUUUCAUAAUAAAUGGAAAAAAAAAAUUGAAACCUUUUUGCUGCCUUUCUACGGCCUUUUUUGAGCAUUUUAGCGGCCAUUAUUCACCUUGUAAUGAGCUUUUUCGAACUUUUUCAGAACUCUAAGCGAAACUUUUUGAAUAUCAUAUUUUUUUCAAAUAAUUAAUAAUGAAAUUCCAGGUUGAAAAGUUCGGCGACCUUUCACACGAAUGGACGGACGAAAAAGGCGCUUUCAAAGCGUUGCAUUCUUUAAAUCGCUUAAGGGUUCCCUGGAUCCUUUCCAAUGUCAAGAGCAAGAAAGAAGUGAAAAUUGAGAAGAUUUCUCAAAAAAUAAUCGUUAUUUUUAGGGGGAAACACCGAAAAUUGUCGACAUUGGCAGUGGCGGCGGAGUUUUGUCGAUUCCCUUGGCCAGGGCCGGCCUGAAAGUCGUCGGAAUCGACGCCACCAAAGAAGCUGUUCGUUCCGAAUCGAUUUUAUGCCCUUUUGAAGACAAAUUCAGGUGGAAUCGGCGAAAAGAACAUUGAAUUCAAGGCCAUUGCAAGUUUCAAAAGUCGCCGAAAAUGUCAAGUUUGAGUGGACCUCGGUCGAAGAGUUCUCCGAAAGGGAGGAGAAUAAAGAACGUUCGUUUUUUACAGGUUUUGGGAAGAUUUUGCACUAGAUUUUUCGUCAAAUUAGAAGGGAAAAAGGCGUUUUGAGGAAAUAUUUGUAGGAUUAAUGGAAGAAUAAAUUAGUUCUAAUAAUUUUUUAGAUUUUCUUUCCGAAAAUAUUGAAAAAAGGGGAUGAUAUAUGACUCCAGGGUCGACUGAAAAUUGAAAAAAAGACGAUUAAAAAAAAUUUUUUUUUGGAAAAGUUCAAAAAAUGGGGCGAUUUGGGUCAUAUGGACAACUGAAAGUCGAAAAAAGACGAAUUUUAAAAUGUUUUCUUGGAAACAUUAAAAGUUAGAAGGAUUCGGGUCAUAUGGCCGACUUAAAAUUGAAAAAAAGACAAAUUUUUUAAAUUCUUUUCUUGGAAAGGUUGGAAAAAUGUGGUGGUUCGGGCUCUAUGGCCAACUGAAAAUCGAAAAAAAGACGAUUUUUUGAAAUUUUUCUCUUGGAAAAAUUCAAAAACUGAGUAGUUUGGAUGUCUUUGACCGACUGAAAACUGAAAUAAGAUAAUUAUUCAAAUUUAAGAAUUUUUGUAGCGUUUUUGCUGGAACCUUUCAAAAACGGAAUUUAGAAGUUGAAAAAGUUCAGAAUCAAGCUUUUAGUUGUUUUCUAAGUUGAAAAAGUUCAGAAUCAAGCUUUUAGUUGUCAAUACCGUUACACGAAAAAAUGUAUAAAUUCUUUUUCGAACAGAAUAAUUUGUUCAUCUCCAAUCUGAAAGCUUUUUAUUCGCAGUACAUUUCAAAAAAAUAGUUUGAUUAUUUUUACUUUUUUUCUAAUUCCGAACCCUUUGACUUUUCAUAAGUCUUCAAACAAUAUUUAUUUUGUUUAUUUAGUCGUAAAUGUGAAAAAAAUCAUUUUUUCUUCAUGGGAAGUGAAAACAUAAUUGGAUUGGAGAUCUACGGCGGCGAUAUCGCGCUGAAAAACUGCCCGGGGCGUUUUUUCUGCCCCCAUCUCAUUACACUUUUCUUUUUCUUAGCCCUUUUUGCUCAUUUUUUGGCUUAGGAUUUUCUGAGGAACUUCUUGUAUUGGUUUUCUGUUAAAUUUUAGAAAAUCGAGGCUUUUUGAAAAAGUUGAAGUAUGGUCAUUGAUGCUCAAAAAAACCAAGGCCUGCUCCAAAAUACAUUUGCGGUUCAAAUAAUAAAAACACUUCUAGGCUUUUCGUUAAUUUUUUCUUGAACGUCCUGAAAAUUUAUAAAAGGGUCUUGACACGAAUCAUGGUUUUGUGAGUAUUUUUUAAUGGAAAAAACGCUUUUUUAGCCUUUUAAGAGGCAUUGAACUUUAACCUUUAUAAAAACUUGAAAAAUUCCUCUAAAAAAAUAGCUCUAAAAAUGCUUUAAAAGGACCAUGUAGAAGUUUAAUAAAGGUCUUGAGGGGAAUAGCCGAUUUUAGAGCUCUUUCUAAGUGAUUCUGAAGUUAUCUGCCCUUCCAUACUUCAUUUUGAACAGACUCUAGAAUUAUUUGAUACUCACAAUUCAUUUUAAUUCCAUUUUUUUAAUCGCCUUGGAAAAAUAAAUCGUCUCUCUGAAGAAAAAUGAGGAAAUCGUCUAUAUUUGCCAGUUGGAGUCCUCGAUUUCUGUGUAUUCAGGCCUUGUCUCUUGAUUUUCCUUUUCGAAUCAUGUCCAAAUAUGAAACUCAUCUCUCCCUCUCUGCGUCUCUCGUUAUCUUGUCUCCCUCGCCGCUCUAUUUCUCUGAAAAUGACGGCGGAUAAAUCGUGGCGCUCAAUUCGCAGUUGCAAUUAUUGCCACGUAGUCGAUUUUCAUGUUUUUCUUCAUUCUCAAAAAGUGCUUUAAACGGGAAAAAAUCUGGUUUUUUUGAUGGAAGUUUUCCUUUCCCCCUGUUGUUUUGAAGGCCGUAAAGGAAUGGAUACGAUCGCUCGAUUUUUAUCUAUUAAUAGACGAUCGGGAGGCGAUUUAUGGUCUUUAAUAGGUUAGAAAAGGUGAACUUUGUUUCCUAAAUUGAUUUUUGAGUUCUUGAGAUUUUUUGGAUGGUUUUUAUUGCAUAUGAAGAUAGUUUUGAUUAAAGUUUCCGUAGUAAAAAAACAAGUUAUUUUGAAUUUUUUUAGCUUGGUCUUUGUUUUCUGUUGAAGUAAGAGUGUACAGAAAAAAAUUAUUUUCUCGAUGGUUUUUUUCAAAUUUAUGUACUUUCACGGAUACAAAUUUCAGUUUCGUUUCAAAGAAAAAUUGUCAAUUUUUUUGCCUACAUUUUUUUAACUGGUUGCUAAACAAUGAAAAAAAUGAGUAGAAUCAAUUUUUUUUCUUUUGAUAAAUCAAGCCCUUUUUCUUCCCCUAACCAGUUCUCUAACCAUUUUUCUAUUUCCUCCCGUUCCAAAUAAGGUGUUCCACGUGUCCCUUGAAAUGGAAACUAAUCAAUCAUUUCGGCGUUGAGAGAGAAGAAGAAACGGAGACAAAAAUGAAGUGAAAUAGUGGUGUGUUCGGCUGUUGGUUGACCUGAAAAAGAACGAGCCCGCCGUUUAUUUGGCCACUUUUCUAUGGUUUCGUCAUUUUUUGCGCUUUUUUCCUUUUUUCGAGUCUUUUGUAUGGUGUGAAAGUGUGCUUCUGGCUCAAUUUUCGAAUUUUUGAGCUCGAAAAGCUAGAUGCUCAGAAAAUAGUUAUAGUAUUCUUGGUCUGCAAAAGAAUUCUAUAUGAAGUACUUUGAAACAGUUUUUUUAUUUUUUUCGAGGUUAUUUCUGUGAUUUGCACUUUUUUUAUCUUUCAUGUACUGCAAACGGAGGUCAAUUUGAUAAAACGAAAAACAAAUUUCUAUUGAGAAAUUUGAAGAUUUUCCCAGAGGGACUUUUUAUUGAAAAAUAUUCUGACGAUCGAAUAAGAUUUCUGUUUCAAGCUAAAAGUUUAGAAAGGGAAAGAAAUAAAUAUAGAAAAAUUUUUGGAAAAUGAAAUUUUCUAGAUUUUAAAGCUCUAUUUUUCAGUUCAAAAUCAGGCAAAAUUGGAGAAAUAUAGUUUUUUUCAGCUAUUCCUUCAAAUUGUACAGCUUAUAUCAGCUAAAAAUGAAUGAUACAAGCAUAGAUCAGUACUUGGAAAAAUUUUGGCGUCAAAAUAAGGAUUUUUUUAUGAGAAUUUUUCUGAAGAGAACGAUUCUUACAAUUUUCAACAGAUUCCAUAAAUUUAAUGUAAUAAAAAGUAACCAAGUUUGUCUUAAAAUUUACUACUGUAUUCUCUAAAAUAAUUUGAAUACAUUUUUAAAGGAGCAUAGAAGAAAUUUAUGAAUUUUUUUGAUAUGAGGAACCUUUUUCCAGUACUUAUGCAAGACAGUCACUUUUCAAAAGAACAGCAAAAAAGAGACUUUAAAAAAGUUUUUUUGCACCUUUUCUCUAAAAAACUACAGAAAAGAUGGUUAAAAACAAUGGUCUUGAAGUGAAAUUGGUUCAAAAUUCUGUUUGGCAGAAUGAAAACGUGGCAAACUGGCUCGGAAUGGGCUAUAAUUAAUUUUUGACAAGUCUAUGAUGUAAUUUAUGUGAAAAAAAUAAGUACAUAUUAUUUAUCGAAUUAUAAAUAAAUAGAAAUAGUUCAAAUAUCAAGGUUUUGAGCCUACAAAAACCAUCUAAAGAGCUUCCGAACCCAAUUUUGGAAGGAGAAACCUUGACUUCUUCUGAAAAAAGACCCAUUCUGCAAUUUACAAAGUUUUCCUGCGUAGAUCAUUUUUUAUCGCGAUUGGUCUAGCCAGCCAGACAAAGCCCGCCGUUUGCCCUACAAAUCAGCGUUUUGUUUUCGUGAGCUGAAAAUGUUUUUUUUUCUUCGUCGUUCCCGCCAGCCUGGUGUGCGUGUGUGUGUGUGUGUGAGUGCAGUGACACGGCGGGGCCAAUCGAUUUUUUGCGUGGUUCGGAGGCCCGAGCGCGCAAAAACCCAGAGAAAACCCGCCUGAGCUGCGGCCCUUUUUCGUCAUUCUCUCGGUUUUCCGCUCAAUUUUCGUCCUCUUAAUUGCGAAUAAUCGUUUGGAAUGUAUCUUUCCGAUUUCUAUCCACAAUUUUCGGUCUUAUCUUUGUUUUUUUGUGUAGUUUAUUCACAAAUUCUUCUUCUAGAAGGCGUAGAAGUUGGAAUUUUUGAGCCAGACUUUCAAGGAUUUGUGAAAGAGUGAAACUUUCUAGAAAAAAAAAGAGAUUUUGAGAAAGAUUUUCGAGAGAAAUUGAUGGAAAAACGGGAUUUUCAUCAUAAUUUUCGAACUCAAAACGCGUUUUUUGACCCUUUUGACCACAAAAAUUGAUUCCUUCAAACUCAAAAUUCCAAAUUUGAAAGCCUAAUGUAUCGAUUUUCUCAAAAAAUACACUUUUUUCAUAGUUCGAACAUUUUGUUUACCUCCACGUGUACACGUUGUCGUUUUUUUUUUCUCUCGUUCUCUCAAAUUUUUCGAACUUUUUCUCUGCUAAAAAUGUCUACGUAAUAUUCCUUCAUUAACCUUCGAAAUUCAUCACAAAAUUGAGAUCCUCCAUUAAUUUUACUCCCAGAAAAUUGUUUCGCAACGUAUUAUUUGCAAUUUUUGGCAGUUAGUUUGAUCACCUGACCGAUUUCGAAACGAAAAAAAUGUGUUUUCUGAGUUUCCGAUCGUUAUCUUGGGAGGUCUUAGGUGUGCGUUUAUUUUAGAACAUUUUGCUUUGAGAUAGUGUAGAUUGAUUAGAUUUUUUUCAGAUUUUUUUGGGGAAAGAAAGUUGUCUAAUUUCAUUGAUUUCUUUAGAAAAUUGGAAAAACUUUUUCAAAAAAAGGCGUCAGGCUCUAUUGAAUUUCAAAGAAGCUUUUUGAUUUUUGACUUUGAAAAUAGAAAUUUUGUCUCGUUCAUAUUUUUUUCGUAUCAAUUUCAAAAAUAUCGACAAAGAAAACAGUUUUUUCCCCAUAUUUUCCUGACUUUUUAAAUUUUGGCUCCUUCAACCUUCGCAUUUUUUCAUUUGAAUUAGUAAAACAUCAGCUGAGAAAUUUUUAGUGGCCACUAUAGGUUUUUGACGUUUUUCAGUGAGCACUAUAGUAGUCAAAUUAGUGGCCACUUAAGGGGUUAAAAGUUAGUGGCCAUUAUAGAGGCCUAAGUGUUACUACUAGACCAUUAAAAACUUUAGUGUCCACUUUAGGGGUCAAUGGAUCAAAAUAACUGGUCCAAUCUGUUUUUUUUAAUUAUCAGAGUUACUGGAUAAAAAACUACUGAAGUGGCCACUUAAUAUAGAACCUCUAUAGUGGCCAAUAAAACGGAAAAUAGUGGCCACUUUAGUGUCCUCUCCAUGUAAUCCUUGGCGAGUCUCUAUAGUGGCCACUAAAAACUUUCCCAGAAAAUAUUAAAAUGAAAAAUUUUUCUGAUUUUUCAGCCAGAUAUAAUUCCUUCUAAUUUUCACUUUUCCCAAGAAUAUCGAAGCUUUUUCCAAGGAUUAUUUCCUCGGAACACAAUUGAAAUGACACUUGGAAUGGAGUGUGAGGAGCAAUUAAAAGGGGGGAAUUUUUUCGCGCCGAGAGAAUCGAUGGAAAGAAUUGUGGAACGGCCCCCCGACGCCACAUCUUCAUAUUGGGACGCCUUGCUAAUGAAGGCCUUUGGCUCUCAUUUCAUUUCGUGUCGCUCUUUUUUUCGCUUUUUUGCUUUUUAUUCUCAGUUUGAGCCUCUUUUCCUUCUCUUUUAUUGAUUUUUUGGAAGUUACUAGCUUUUGGUAAUAGUUAAAAAACGCUGAAAACUGCUGGAACUUCAAAAAAAAAAAAAUAUUAAGGAAAAAUAUCGAUUAUCCCGGUUUUCUCGAACAUAUUCGCUCUAUGGAUAAUCGAGAUAGGAUGUUUUAACUUGGAUCUUGGUAGUGCGAACCGGAUCUUUUCUAGGGACCACUUUAGUAGCGUCAGAACUCUUAAGUGAUCCCUAGAAUUAUUCAGAAACGUCCGGUUUUCGUUACCGCAGUCCAGGAAAGCCGAAAAAUCACUAUUUGCAUUCUUUUUUUCUUGAAAUAGAUUUCCGAGUUUUUUUCGUCUGAGAGUAAUAAUUCACCUUUUUUUCAGUAUUUAAUGACUUAGGAUUAAAAUGGAGAGGGGGAAGUAAUUGUUAAACAGCUCUUGCCUUCCUAAUUAUGCAUUGUAACUCCAGACAAUCGGCAUUUUAUCGACCUUUUGUACGUUUCCAUAACGAUGUUAAACCGUCUCGGCUAUAAAAACCCCUUCCUGAACUCGUUCUUCUCCAGAUUUCGAUGCCGUCGUUGCCUCGGAGAUUCUGGAGCACGUUGCCGACGUCCCGAACUUUGUCCGAAGCGUCAUCAGUUUGGCCAGACCCGGCGGAUCCAUUUUCUUUACUACUAUCAAUAAAACCUGGAUGAGCCGCUUCGCCGCCAUUUGGCUUGCUGAGGUGCUUUUUUGGGGUUGUUUUGAAAUUAUCAAAGGGUAUUUUUUUGUAGUUUUUUGGUUUAAAGUUAGCUUGUGGGUAAAUGUCAUUUUUUGGUCGGAAAAAAAAAAUUUUCAUUUUUUUAGCUUAAUGAUUUAUCAUCCCAAUAAUAAUAUUUUGUUCUUUUUCAAGCCUUUUGACUUUUUUUUUAACUAUUGAGACUUUUUUAGGGUUUUCUAACCUCGAAUUUCGUAUCAUGAAUAUCUAUGAUCAUUUCUGAGUUAGUAAAAUAAUUUUUUAGGGGAAAACUUAUAUUUUUCCCCUUUAGUUGCGCUCCUUGUAGUUUCGAGAAGCUUGAAAAAAAAAUUUCAAGAAAAAAAAAACCACUUUUUCCUGUUUCAGAACCUUUUUUUGAUUUUCAAAUUGUUGAUAUUUUCAAUCUUUGCGUGGUUAAAUCUUCAAGUUAAUUUUGAAAUUCUGAAAUUUUUUUUUAUCUCGUCAUUCAUUUUUUCUCAUCAAAAUAUCAUUUACUUCACCAAAAAGAUGCUAUUUCAAAACAUGAAAAACCAAUCAAUAUAAUCGUUUCAGGACGUGCUGAGAAUCGUCCCGAAAGGCGUGCACCAAUGGGACAAAUUCGUGGCCCCCGACCAGUUGGCGCGUCUCUGCGAAGGGGCCGGCUGUACGGUCCGGGCCAUCCACGGGUUCACCCUGAACCCGUUGAUGAACUCCUGGGAAUGGGUCCGCCCGACACAGGUCAACUACGCACUGUUGGCCGUCAAGCACGAGGCCAAGGAGGUCGAAAUCCUCGAAGGAGAGGCCCUCAAGAAGGAAUUCGAGAAGAACGCCCCCAAAUACGUCGUUCCCAUACAAAAAGUCGACAAUAAAGUCGUCCAUGUUGAUAAUUUGCCCGCCGUUUGA
Caenorhabditis auriculariae is the source of this 8272-nucleotide messenger RNA. Lineage: Eukaryota; Metazoa; Nematoda; Chromadorea; Rhabditida; Rhabditidae. The record is from the annotation of a GenBank genome assembly.